This is a messenger RNA of Ilyonectria robusta, 1301 nucleotides long. RefSeq lists its product as uncharacterized. The transcript has a single exon. NCBI's taxonomy places the organism in Eukaryota, Fungi, Ascomycota, Sordariomycetes, Hypocreales, Nectriaceae. The record is from RefSeq and is a predicted model, not a curated record. Bases 45 to 854 code for a protein of 269 amino acids.
UCACUGUCGUCCGGUGUCUUUUUGCUUCCUCUAGCGCGAGUAUCAUGUCCUCUGAAAAAUCUCGCGGUUUCUUCAAAUGGGGCCGGUCACUACACGACCGGGAGGAGCAAGGCUAUCCGCCUAGUUCUACCGUUGGCAGUCUACCUGAUAAUGGUGGCCUUCGGAGGACCCUAACUACAACCGACGUCUCGACUCUUGUACCCUCACACGACAAGCUCCUCAUCUUCCGGUCGCUUGUUGGCAUCGACACUGUCCCGGCUUUGACCACAUCCGGUCACUCGGCCCGCACAGGACCAAAUAUCGGCAUCUACACGCGCAUUAUCAAGGCCGAAAAGAAGUCCGCUUUCAAUUACAAGGUUUUCCAUCUCCUGAUCAACACCUGUCUGGCCGUUCAGGUCAUCUUCGGCGCCAUCCUGACGGCCCUGGGAGCCUCCGACGGAUCGCGCAAGGCCGUCACAGCAUUCGGAGCCAUCGGCACCAUUAUGGCGGGUAUCCUGGCAUAUCUCAAGGGAUCAGGGCUGCCCAACCGCCUGAAAUAUGACGAAGAUGAGUGGAGGAAAAUUCGAGAGCACAUUGAGCAGCGAGAGCGCGAGUUUUGUCUCGUCGACUGCCCUCUCGAUGUGCGCGAAGAGAUCCAAAUCGUCGAAGAGAUGUAUGAAAGGGUCAAGGAACAGCUGGAAGCAAAUAACAGCCACGGGAUGCCGCAUGGCACAAACAAUUCCGAACGUCCCAGGCACAGCAAUUGGCAACAGCAAUCGACUAAGCCUCCAUCGAGGCGACCAUGGACAUUGCCUCCGGCUCACUCCCCCGAGGGGGAGAAGCACGUUUUAUCUACCAGCAGAGCGACAGAAUGAGGUCAAUGGUUGUGGGAAAAAAAUUGAGUCGAAAAAUCAAGAAUAUUGAUCGCUGGCGCCGAGCACUAUGAGUCGUCUUAAUUCGUCCGAGUCGCCGAAGCCAACACUUGUCCCGAUUUCGGCUCGAAGUGACUCUUUGGAGAGGUUCGAAAAAGCGGUCCUCAAUGACAUCUCCGAAAAUAGUGCUUCGCAUGUCGGCUUGUUAAAUCCGCGCGAAGGACUGGCUGAAGUUGUAGGUCGCUCCAUUGCAAGCCUCCACUCUUCUUCAUUUCGUGCCAACCAGGCGGGCUCGUUGCAGGGUAAUGGCAUAUUGAGAAUCAGGUCAUCGUCGAGCGGUUCAUAGUACAGGAAUUGUUCUCGUUUACUAUGGUCGCGGUUGCUGUAGAAAUUGACAAUGUUGGCAAAGAAGACUGUUCUCCUCGCUGUCUCGGUGAUCCUCCACCGAGC